AUGCAUACAUUUCAGAGGAUGAUAUCUGGAACAUCGGUUGAGACAACAGGAUCGUCCACUCCAACUACUGUUGUUUCAGAAAGUGUCCUUUUUGUUUCAAUUGUGACACCUUCAUCUUCGUCGGACCAAUUAAAGCGCAGUCCUUUCCAUGUUAUAGUGUCAAUGCUGUCGCCGGGGGCAAACUUUUCGCAUAAGGCUUUAACUGAUUCGGCGCAAGAACAUGUCAUUGAGCCAUCCUCUAACAUUAAGAAAUGUCACCGAGAAGACAUCCAGUUUCCGAUCUACCACCGCGGCAAGCCACGUGUCGCGAGUAGGCGCACCAGCGGCAGGGGUCAUCGUCUUAGUGGGCGUCGCUGCCAUUUGAGCAACGCCCCUGCCUACAGAUGGCCCACCAUCAGCACCCCCUUCGAUAGCAGCUCUUCUCCUUUUGGUUCCUGGCACUCCAAGAACGGUGUCGUCCGCGACGGACGAGUUUGACAAAACUCCGCCGACUUCAAAAGGUGAUGGCCAUCAGGAUCGUCCGGGG
Habropoda laboriosa is the source of this 526-nucleotide messenger RNA. RefSeq lists its product as uncharacterized. The coding region runs from base 1 to 477 and encodes 158 amino acids. The record is from RefSeq and is a predicted model, not a curated record. Lineage: Eukaryota; Metazoa; Arthropoda; Insecta; Hymenoptera; Apidae. The transcript is spliced from 7 exons.